GGCCGCGUUAGAGCCGGAAGCGGGGUUCUCCCUGCCUGUAAAGCGCAGGCGGCUCGGGCGCCCCUAGGCAACGCGGCUGAGGGUCUGUGAGCACCGGCGGGGGGGCCGACCAUGGGCUCCAAGGCCAAGAAGCGCGUGGUGCUGCCCACCCGCCCGGCGCCCCCGACGGUGGAGCAGGUUCUGGAGGACGUGCAGGGGGCGCCCCCCGACGACCCAGUCUUCACCACCCUGGCCCCCGAAGACCCGCCAGGACCCCCUGAGCCGCCGGAGGAGCCCGAGGCCCGGUGGGAGCAGCUGUACCAGGAGAGCCGACUUUACGUGGGGAACAACCUGCGUCUGCAGCGGGCCCGGCGGGAGCUGGGGCUCCGGGUGGAGCAGCUGCGGCAGGCGGGAGAGAGGCUGGAGCAGGCCAGGGCCGUGCUGGGCCAGACCCCGCUGCCCGGGGCCUCCGGGUGACCGGCCUGUGCCCCCAGGAAGACCCCAAAGCCCCCACCUCCCCCCAGCGUCUCUGAGGGACCCAUCCUCGGCUGCACCCCCAGACAGCAGCCCCUCCCAGGCCCCCAAGUCUCUCUGGGAGGGGACGGUGCCAAAGAGCCCCCCCUCUCCAGCAAGGCAGGUCUUGCCUGCGGGAAACUGGCCCUUGGGGCUGGGGUGGUGGCCCUGGGUUCAACCCCCGGCAACACAUGAUGCUCUGUCUGUCUGUCUCGCUCUGAUUGAAUACAUGUAUUUUUUAAAUAAAUGGGACACCAGG
Messenger RNA from Erinaceus europaeus (western European hedgehog), 751 nucleotides. RefSeq names its product chromosome 23 C19orf25 homolog (gene C23H19orf25). The record is from RefSeq and is a predicted model, not a curated record. The coding region runs from base 112 to 456 and encodes 114 amino acids. NCBI's taxonomy places the organism in Eukaryota, Metazoa, Chordata, Mammalia, Eulipotyphla, Erinaceidae. The transcript has 3 exons.